UUUCCCGAGUUAAUCACGGAAGCGAUACAGCUACACUCAAAUCUUCAGUUCUAGAUACUUCUAAUCAAAAACGAACAAGAAAGUCGGUACGCUGGGCUGACAUUCUUGUAACUUCAUAUGAUUUGGUUCAAACACCGACCACUUCAGCAGUCACUACCGAUGCAGGUGUUGGCAGUUCUUCACGCAAAAGGCGGCGCUGA
Molecule: messenger RNA, 200 nt
Organism: Trichobilharzia regenti
Lineage: Eukaryota; Metazoa; Platyhelminthes; Trematoda; Strigeidida; Schistosomatidae
Source: the annotation of a GenBank genome assembly